AUGGAAUAUCCUGAUCAGCUGGAUUUCAGUUUAAAGGAUGUCCUCAAAAAACUGGACAAAAACCAGUUGUGCAUGUUCAAGAUUGCAUUAAAGAAGUGUUCUGUGCCAGAUACGCUGAAACAGAUCCCUGAGGUGACAGUGAACCUGGCCAAUGAAGGUCAGCUAAUAGAAAUUCUCAUGGAGUACUGCCCCAGUGGUUGGGUAGAGAAAGUUCUCGUCCAGAUCUUAGAGAAGAUAAGCCGUGCAGAUCUAGCUGAAUUAGUGAUGAAACAACUUGACGAAGCAGCGUUGAAAGCACCCGAGGAAGCUGCACCACCAAAAGAAGUAUCCUUUGAGCCACCAGUUUUUGAGGAGAUACAGCAACAAGGACUUGAAAAACCAGAACAUGAGCAGAAAAAGAUUUGGAAGACUACAUACAUAGACAAAUGGAAGAAUAACUUUUGGCCUAUAAGCAAUGAAGAAAUCUAUGUGGCUACUGAGAGCUACAGGACACUCAUGACAUUGUGUAAUCCUAAGGCAGAGAUGCCAUUUGCUCAUACAAUAGUGCUUCAUGGCCCUCCAGGAUCUGGAAAAACCACAAUGGCAAAAAGACUAAUGCUAGAAUGGUCAGAGAGCAAGCAGGCCCAGAUGUACCCAUGUGCUUUCUAUAUCAGCUGCAGGGAACUUAAUAAUAGUAAUUCUUGCACUUUUGCACACCUCUUAUCCUUGUACAUUGAGCCCUGGAGGGAUCUUGUGAUGCAGGCCCUAGGCUUGGCAAAGAAAUUCUUGUUUGUGGUGGACGGUUUUGAUGAGCUGGCCGUCCCAGCAGGAGCUCUGAUCAGUGAUAUCUGUAGUGACUGGAACACGGUGCAGCCUGCAGCUGUCUUACUAAGCAGUUUGCUGAAAAGGAAGAUGCUACCUCAUGCCACACUGCUGGUGACCACACGGACAGAGGCUUUACAGCAAAUCCACCUCAUGAUAGAUCAGCCCCUGCUUAUAGAGACUAAGGGCUUCUUGGAGAAGGAAAAGUGGGAGUACUUUCAGAAAUACUUUGAGGAGGAGGCAGAGACAGAGGAGGAGGAAGGUGCAGAAAAGGCACUGCAAGCUUUCAAUGCAGUGAGAAGCAGUGCUGCUCUCUUCCAAAUGGCCCCACUUCCUGCUGAAUGUGGGAUAUUCUGCCUUUGCCUGGAGCUAGGCAUAAAGAAGAGGGAAGACCUUGCUCUGACAUGCCAGACUCAAACCUCCAUGUUCCUGAACUUCCUCUAUAGAAUCUUCUCACCAGAAAUCUAUGAAGACCAUCUCAACACUGAACUGCAAAUCUUGUUCAAGAAAAUAUGUAUGCUGGCUGCUGAUAGUCUGUUGGAGAAGCUGUCUGUAGUCUUUGAAGAAGACUUCUUGAAAUUAAAAUUGGACCUGAAUAAAUUGCAUCCCAUAAUAUCCAAGUACAUUCUCCCUAAAAACUCUUCCAGUAAAAAAUGUCUCUCCUUCAUCUGCCUCAGUAUCCAGCAGCUAUUAGCUGCUAUAGUAUUUGUUCAGGAACUUGGGCAGGAAGGCAAGAAUGUCUCCAAAUAUAAUAUGCAGAAUAUGCUUUCUAGAGAAGCAAGAUUUAAAAACCCCAACCUGUCUGGAGUGCUGCUGUUUGUAUUUGGCCUCUUGAAUAAGACACGAAUUCAAGAGUUGAAGAGCAUUUUUGGCUGCCAAAUAUCAACUGAGGUCAAGAGGAAAUUCCUGGAGUGUGAGUCAGGGGAAAAUAAGCCUCUCCUAUUACUGAUGGAUCUACAGGAGAUGUUGUCCUGUCUCUAUGAGUCUCGAGAGGAGGAGCUUGUGAAGGAAGCCAUGGCCACCUUUGAGGAAAUCUCCUUUCAUUUGAAAACCAACACAGACCUCAUACAUGCUUCAUUCUGCCUCAAGAAUUCCAAAAACUUGCAGACAAUGUCCCUGCAAAUAGAAAAGGGGGUCUUUCCAGAGAAUGAUGCUGUGUCAGAGUCCACAGAUCAAGAUCAAAGGUCCCAGGGUGACCAACACCUGCUAACUUUCUGGACGGACUUUUGUGAUGUGUUUAAUUCAAACAAGAAACUGGUUUUUCUGUACUUCAGCGAAAGUGUCUUCAACAGCUCCUCGCUACAGGUUCUUUGUGAAAGGCUGGCCUCUGCUCCCUGUCGCCUGCAGAAAGUGGUCCUCAAAAAUAUUUCCCCAGAUGAUGCUUACAAGAAACUGUGCCUCACUUUUAACGGUUACGAAGCCCUCUCACAUCUGACUCUGGAGGGUGGAAACCCAAACUCUGUGCUUCCCUCGGUGUGUGGGGUCCUGAAAAAUUCAGCAUGUAAACUGCAGUUUCUCAGGCUGGCAUCUUGUUCUCCCGCUGUUCAGAAAUGGACUGAGUUCUUCCGGGCCCUGAACGUCAAUAAAUCCCUGACCUGUCUGGACCUCGCAGACAACGAAUUCUUAGACAAGGGUGCCAAGCUGCUGUGUGAGGCUUGGAAGCGGCAAAAGUACAAACUGCACAGGGUGUCGUUGGAGAACUGUUGCCUUACUGAAGUCUCUUGCAAGGACCUCUCUUCUCUUUUGAUGGUCAGCGAGACUCUGACACAUCUCAACCUGUCCAAGAACGCUCUUGGGGAUGAUGGAAUAAAAGAUCUAUGUGAAAGAUUAAGCUCCCCCAAAUGUAAACUACAGACCCUGGUACUGUGGUCCUGUAACAUCACCAGCAAAGGCUGCGACCAUAUUGCAAAGAUGCUCAAGAAAAAAUCAAACCUGGAGCACUUGGAUCUAGGGGGAAAUAGCAUUGGAACCACAGGUGCAAGGUUUCUGUGUGAGGCUUUGAAGAGAUUUCAGAGUAAAUUGAAAAGUCUGUGGCUGUGUGGAUGCUCCAUCACUCCCAUCUGCGCCUGUGACUUCGCUGAGGCUUUCACAGAAAACAGCACCCUGAAGACUCUAGACCUGGCUCAGAACAACUUGGGACCUGAUGCAAUACUGUCAUUCUGUGGAGCAUUGGGACAUAACAUUUGCCCCCUUCAAACACUCAGGUUGCAAUUUGAUGAAACAAACCCCAGGAUACAGACGCUGAUCGAAAACAUGAAAAGGACGCAUCCACAAUUGACCAUUAAGAAUGACGAGCUGUAUUCUAAGAAAAGGAUAUCUUCCCUCCCUCAUUUCAUUUUUGAGGCCAUUGAUAAUCAUUGUCAUCCAGAGAAGUAG
Molecule: messenger RNA, 3177 nt
Organism: Acomys russatus (golden spiny mouse)
Lineage: Eukaryota; Metazoa; Chordata; Mammalia; Rodentia; Muridae
Gene: Nlrp2
Product: NLR family pyrin domain containing 2
Exons: 12
Coding region: 1-3177 (1058 amino acids)
Biological process (GO): regulation of inflammatory response
Cellular component (GO): cytoplasm
Molecular function (GO): protein binding
Source: RefSeq, a predicted model, not a curated record